Messenger RNA from Caenorhabditis elegans, 944 nucleotides. It is a transcript of the gene dbd-13, whose product is annotated as DB domain-containing protein. The transcript has 4 exons. The record is from RefSeq and is marked reviewed. Lineage: Eukaryota; Metazoa; Nematoda; Chromadorea; Rhabditida; Rhabditidae. Bases 24 to 791 code for a protein of 255 amino acids.
CAUAAUCAAACUAUACAAUAAACAUGACUUCCAGCUUUUUGUAUGUUCUUUUCACUGUUUCUUGUUUGGCAGCACUUGUCUCAAUUUCUGAAGCAUGCUUCGCUUCGGGAAUCUGUGGAGGAGGAUGUCCUCCACCACCACCUCCAAUGUGCUCGGGAGGAUGUGGAGGUGGAUACUCAUGUGGUUCAUAUGGAUGUUAUAGAGCCAGAGCUCGAGGAUCAAAGACUCUUUCUUUUAAAAAACCAAGUGAAAUGAACCCAGAUGAGAGAUUCAUGAAGUGCUGUGAAGAUCGUAACCUGCCAGACUCUUGCCUCUCAAAAUGCUCUUACCGUUCAUACACCAAAUCAGCUCUUCAAUCAAUGUACUUCAAGCAAGACUCGUGCCCAAUGCAAGCAGCCGCUGACAUUCAAUUCUGUGCUGCUCAAGGAAAAGAUCACACCGCGUGCUGUGCUAGAAAUGCAGUUGGAACUACAUUAGCUGGUAAUAAGUGCUUCACCUUCUGUGACCAACGUCCAGGAAACGUCACUCAACUUGAUAUGAGCUACUUGGCUUGCUAUGACCGUUUCGAGAACAUGAAAGCCUGUUUCUACCAGAAGGCUUCUGAAGCUUCCGAUCCAAUAGUCUCAUUCAGCAAUGAUCGUGACAACAACAGAGAAUUUGCAGUUGACACUGAAACCGCCGAAUUCCGCCGUCCAUCUCAAGAGCACUUCAGAGCCCCAACUUCUCCACAACUCCCACAAAACCCACUUUUUGCUGUCCAAAACUUGCUUGCCAGAACUUUCGGACAAUAAUUGACACGAAUUGCACCGGUUUUUGUACAUUUUGAGUUUUGUAUGAACUGAUUUGAUUAAAACUAAAUAAAUUUUAUAAGUCUGUAUGAACUACAAAAAGGAACAAUUUAAAACUACAUACUUCACACAUCUGCCAAUCAGUUGUGCAUAUUA